AUGACUCCCCCGCCCUCGCACAUCGCCCGCCAGGCUCUGCCCGACCACGUCUAUCAGCUGCCCGACAACAUGCAGCCCCAGCCCUCGCUCUCGCGAUACUGGUGCCGCGGCAGCGUCACGCGCCUGACCACUCACUCCAAGUACAAUCCUAAGGGCACCAUUGAGUCGUUCAUGUACGUCUUCCGUCGACCUGGUGGGUACGGGCUCCGCAAGGACAACUUUGGUGUGUGCGCCGGCUGCGUGGAGGCGAAGGUCGGCGAGUGUGUCGAGAUCGACCCUGUCUUCCGCCGAGCCGUCAACAUGCUCGACUUCCUCAUCGAUCGGGCCCUCCGCAAGACCAACGAGGAGACUGCCAGGCAAGGCGACCAGGCGACUGAGGACUCCGUCGAUAACGCCGUUCAGUCGUUCUGGCAGACCGCCUACGACUACGCUCUGGGCUGUCGCAACGGCUUUGUCGCCUAUGAUGCUGUGGUUCGUCGCCGCGUCAACAAGUCUGGUCUCUCCGAGACCGAGUACGCCCAAGCGCGCCAGGUUUCCUGGUCGCACAACCUCCAGCGGUAUAUUGUGAGUGUUGUUUUCCUCCCCUCUUUUCUUGAGGCUGACAUGAGUAGGCUGCGGUCGGUACGGUCGGCGCGAAGCUGCCCAACAACGUGGUCAUCGAUGCCGUGCUCGAAGAGCACUUCCAGAAGACGGGUCGUGCGAACGAGGCGGAGAAGCGCUGGUACUACUAUGGUACUGACCUGCCGUCGUCUGCCCAGGCUCCCACUGCCGCCUUCGAGAGGAUAUCUGCGUCGCCCACGAAGCUCACUCCGGGUGGCCGUCGACGCCGUAGCCCCUCCUUCGAAAUGAGCCCGAGUGCGGGUCGUGGCGGUCCUUCUGCCUAG
Messenger RNA from Ascochyta rabiei, 884 nucleotides. RefSeq lists its product as uncharacterized. Lineage: Eukaryota; Fungi; Ascomycota; Dothideomycetes; Pleosporales; Didymellaceae. Bases 1 to 849 code for a protein of 282 amino acids. The transcript is spliced from 2 exons. The record is from RefSeq and is a predicted model, not a curated record.